Prunus armeniaca (apricot) is the source of this 333-nucleotide messenger RNA. The record is from the annotation of a GenBank genome assembly. NCBI's taxonomy places the organism in Eukaryota, Viridiplantae, Streptophyta, Magnoliopsida, Rosales, Rosaceae.
AUGAAGAAUGGGAAAAUAGUUUGCUACAUCCCAGGGCCCGACUUACGUAAAAGCUUACAUCUCCUCCAGGACAGAGACUGGCAAGGUAUUGCUGGUCCCAAAGCUGUCUCCACUGGUCAAAUGCAGUCAGGCUUGAACGAAGAUGAACAGAGACUCCUUGGGACGUCAAGUUCGGAUCUCUGGGCCAUUUCCUAUCUCCAACAAAACUCCCCUUGCGCGGGUGGAAACCACUGGUUCGUGCGGCAUCUCAGAGCAUAUGAGAUGAAGACUAGCAAUCGAAAAAUUAUCUUAAUUAUAGAAGCCUGCCCUCAAGGUUACUGGAACUUAGGUUAA